AUCGAAAUCAUUCAACCUCUUUCUGACGUAACUGCAAAAGAAAAAGGAACGGCAACAUUCACUUGUAAAAUUAGCAAACCGGAUGUGCCUGUCACGUGGUUUACAAAUGGAAAUAAAGUAGAACCAGGAGUGAAAAUGAAUAUUUCAAAAGAUGGCAAUACUCACACGCUGGCGAUAGAAGGUUUGAAACCUGAGGAU
Messenger RNA from Helobdella robusta, 198 nucleotides. RefSeq lists its product as hypothetical. Lineage: Eukaryota; Metazoa; Annelida; Clitellata; Rhynchobdellida; Glossiphoniidae. The annotation marks the transcript as partial. The record is from RefSeq and is a predicted model, not a curated record. The transcript has a single exon.